Pestalotiopsis fici W106-1 is the source of this 2454-nucleotide messenger RNA. RefSeq lists its product as uncharacterized. Gene Ontology annotation, molecular function: DNA binding; zinc ion binding. Lineage: Eukaryota; Fungi; Ascomycota; Sordariomycetes; Amphisphaeriales; Sporocadaceae. The record is from RefSeq and is a predicted model, not a curated record. Gene Ontology annotation, biological process: DNA-templated transcription. The coding region runs from base 1 to 2454 and encodes 817 amino acids. The transcript has 3 exons.
AUGCCCCUCUCCUUUCUCGCCGAAGCUGCCGCGCUCAAUACAAUCCUCGAGACACCGAUAGCCGGCACGACUCAGGCCAGCAUCGAGUUGAGCAAUUCACAUUCGGAAAUUAUUGGUGAAGCCAACGCGCAGUUCACCGAAACAACAUCGACGCAACAACCGACGGCGAACGAACCUGAUUUUGCCCUCGGAGCUAACAUGGUCUACGACAUGAGCGGUCGAUACGAUACUCAAGCUACAAAGUUCCUUUCCAUAAACUGGAUAGCACAUCAGUACCAGACCUCUUUUGAUCCUUUUGACCAACUUGGAGAUAUUUGCAAUGUUUUCCCCACACAAUUCCUCGACCCUUCAAUGAAUCUUGGCCAACCCGCCCAGGAGGACUUUGGCCCCUCGGUUGCGAUCGAACAGCAAUCUGCCACAGACCAGCCAUCACAAGAAGUCCGGAGUCUCCUUUCUGAUCCUGGUAGCGUGAUAUCGAGAGAUUCGCACGGAUCCGGAAGUUUCUUCUACAUUGACGGCGAUGGAUCUCGCGCCUCAUUGAGGCCAGGUUUUCAUGAUGUCACUCCUGAUCAAUCCAGGGCUUAUUCGCACCAUGAGAGAGACUUGGCUUCAUUUGCGACGGCAGAAGUUCCCAUUCAGUUGUAUCAAAGCUUAAGGAGUAAUAUGCAGUCCGAGUUCAACGACGUAAUUCACAAUAAACCCCCAUCAUUCCAACAAGUAUCCUCCUGGGUCGACUUGUACUUCAAGCAAUUCCAUCCAACAUUCUCUUUCCUGAGGCGUCCGAAAUUCUGGGACAAGGAUAGUGACUGGGUGCUGCUGUUAGCCACGAUUGCGGUCGGCACCUCCCUAAGUCACACGUUCGACGCGGAGAGAUAUAGGCGCCCACUCAUGAAGAUUCUUCAGCAAGCCGUGAGCCAUCGAUUUGCAAUCAUGAGGGGACAACAAGACGGUAGAACUGAUUGGAUAUCUCCUACUCCAGAACAAUCAUUUGUGUCUGAAUCGAAGUCAUCGGACUUGACUACCCUUCAAGCCAUGGUUCUUAGCAUGCUUUGUUUGAUACAUGGUGCGAGGAAUGAUGAGAUAAGCUUUGCCAUGGCUGAAAGGCUCAAACUCGUGGACGCUUGCCACUCGAUGCAUUUGUUAUCAAAACCAUCAAAUCACAACCUUUUUGAUCCAAGGUGCGAUCCCGAGGCUCAGUGCCGGGCUUGGUAUCAACAACAGUCAUUCGCUAGAAUCGGAUUGAUGAUAUGGCUUCUGGACUUCAUGAUUGUAUGCGAGUUCCACUGCCAACCUCUUCUGCAAUUGGCAGACGUUAUGGUGCCUUUACCGUGUAGUGAGACAGUAUGGGACAACCAAACAAUAGACCCUGAAGUUUUGAAAUCUAUUAAAUCAGUAACCGUUCUGGACGCUCUCGAGCUGCUAUACAUGGAAAAGAAACUCGUGGCCAAAAUGAGUGAGUUCAGCAAGCUGAUACUCAUCUACGGAAUAUGCAGAAGAACCAAGGAAGUCUGUCUGCGAAGUCAGAGCCAAUUGAUGAACUGGACGCCAUCAGCAACGAUUGAGAGUCGAACCGAGGUCUACGAAAGAGGCGAAACCUGGCCCCCAUCAUCGAAUCUUCUCUCCCAAUGGCGCAACAGCGCCUGCGAUUGUCUGGAUAUUCUCCAUUGGUCAGCAAAUAGUACAGCAUUGGCACACUGGGGCUGGGAACACCCUACAUUAUUCCAUCUUCACUUGUCCCGUCUCCUCAUAUUAGCACCACUGCGCCAUAUACAGACGCUUGCGACACCUUCACCUUCUCAGGAUGUCAUCAAUCAAACAGGUAUCGAUAAGCAUGCCAAGUCCCGAGAGUUCGUGCUACGUUGGUAUCUUCAAGAUCAAUACAAGGCACGGCUCUCUGUCGUCCAUGCUGGUGCACUUCUCUGGCAUUGCAGGCGCUAUAGCACUCGAAUAUUUCUUGAGCCAUAUGCCAUAUAUGUUGCCACACUGGUUCUCUGGGCAUAUAGUACCGCUCUGCAGUUCUGUCAGUCGCGUGGAUCAGAGUUGCCAAUCCUUGAUAACAAUGGAUCGCCAGCCACAAGUAACACGCCUGGAUCAAACCCGCCGACCCAUGCCUAUUCGGACGCGACAGACCAGGACCUCACGGAUAUCAUGUCCGUCGUGGUCUACUUGGACAGACCCAUUGACGAUGAGCUCGUCCAGACAUACAUUCGCUGGGGAGCCAAAAUGACCGCCUGCUUAUCCAGAGUCGGAGAUAUUGCGAGCCCUUCAGCGCCAGCAAAAAUACUGAAAGAGGCCUUUAGACUACUAAGCCUGGAGAGAAAUUCCGAGGCAAGAGACUACUCAAUGAAUGAAUCAUCAACCUCGAGCAGCGGUGAGUUGGUUUGGGGCGUUCGAUCAUCCUUCGCCAAGUCACUGGACUCUCUAAUUCGAGCGACUCAGGAGCAUCGGUAUUGA